Messenger RNA from Armigeres subalbatus, 1226 nucleotides. RefSeq lists its product as uncharacterized. The transcript is spliced from 2 exons. NCBI's taxonomy places the organism in Eukaryota, Metazoa, Arthropoda, Insecta, Diptera, Culicidae. The record is from RefSeq and is a predicted model, not a curated record. Bases 74 to 1129 code for a protein of 351 amino acids.
GGCUGUGAUCGAAGUAAUCAUAGGCCAUUUGUUUUUUUUUUUUUUUUAAUUCUGUAUUAAUUUGGCCACAAAAAUGACAUAUUGCUCAAACUGUUUCAAACAAAUUACUAGUGAUGGAAGUCCAUUAUCCCUGAACCAAACGCCACUUUUCAGCAGCAUAACAGAGGACCAAGAAAUGUCCCGCUUCUUGUAUCGCCUCACGCAGGAGAUUGUGACUUCGCGAAAUUUCUCCGAUGACAACAUCAACCGCAUCUGCAGAAAGCACUAUCGAAACUCAAGCUACCCAGACAAAGCACGGCUUACUAAAACAAUAAAUGAUCUCAAACACAAACUGGAAGUACAGUACAGUGAUUGGGAUCAUGGAUCGUCGGAAGCGGCUAGCGAAAAGGAACGCCGAUGCGUUUGCAAAAAGCCUAGGCGGCCCAGCAAGCAAUCUAAUGAAGUAAAUGUACAGGAUAAAUCCAUCAGCGUACAGUCGUUCAACAAGUUACCGGGUAUGCUGGUAAACCAAGCUGCACAGUUUGAAGGAGCACUGACCGAUCACCCUAAUCUACCAAUCAAAACACGGUUUUCGAAUCCUCUGAAAACGUGCCUCGAAAAGACUAGUUCAACCGAUUCCAUUAGCACCAUUACUACGUAUAACUUCUCGUCUCCGAUGUAUUCACCGUUUUCCGACAUGAUACAUCAUCCGAAGUCCUUGGAAGAAGCUCAAACGCUAAUCGGACAGAUCCUGUCGAACUCGAAGGGCGAUCAGGUAGAAGACUUGGUGGAUAGCUGUUGCGGCCGCGGCAAGGAUUCAACGGCGGACAGCUCAGCUGAUAUGGUAAUGCGCAUGGCAGCUUCGGAUAGGGUGCUCCGAGGGCAGCUCGAGCCCAAGUGCCCUUUGCAUCGGUGUGAGGAAUUUGGUCACAGCUCUGCCGCUGGAGGCUGUGGCACUGGAUGUGGUAGCGACAUGCCUCUUCCCAAGCCAACCGUUGAAGAAACGGAUACACCACCGGCAACGUGUUGCGGCAGAAGGAAAAGUAGAAAAACUAGUGCUAGAAAAGGCGAUGCUGCUGGAAAGGGGAAGAAUGGUAAAAAGAGUAAAAAAGUUACGAGUGGCGGCCAAAACCGGUGUGAUAGGAAAUAAAAUUUGCUUGUAUUGUUAUUAUCUUCUUUAACUGUAGAUUAUAGGGGAACGGUUUGCCACUUAAUCUCAUAGCUCCUAUUUUCAUCCCAUCAAAAAU